Messenger RNA from Blastomyces gilchristii SLH14081, 357 nucleotides. RefSeq lists its product as uncharacterized. The transcript has 2 exons. Bases 1 to 357 code for a protein of 118 amino acids. NCBI's taxonomy places the organism in Eukaryota, Fungi, Ascomycota, Eurotiomycetes, Onygenales, Ajellomycetaceae. The record is from RefSeq and is a predicted model, not a curated record.
AUGAUAGCGGUUGUGCAGUAUGUCUCCAAUCAUGAUGGGAUGAUAUUCGAACCUUUCUCGCUGGGCAGCAUUGUCGUCGGAGAAUUGGAGGAUGAAGGGCGGCAAGUGGACGGUGAGGAUGAUGGUGGAACUGGCAGUCGGGGGCGCUUUAGGUGCAAGAUCACUGGGGCCACCACUUUAAGCAAACGCCCCAUGAAGGGCAACAAGUUUUAUUUGGUCAACGGAACAGAGUCAAGUAUCAAGGACACACAAGGGAGGUCAGAAAAUCGAACUCCAACUUUGAGUCCCAUGCUUCGCGAGUUGCGUGGACCUUUCAUCCCAACCUGCUCAUCUGCAUCAACUAUAGGUGAGAAGUAG